Molecule: messenger RNA, 1029 nt
Organism: Lodderomyces theae
Lineage: Eukaryota; Fungi; Ascomycota; Pichiomycetes; Serinales; Debaryomycetaceae
Gene: ECM7
Product: Ecm7p
Exons: 1
Coding region: 1-1029 (342 amino acids)
Biological process (GO): fungal-type cell wall organization
Cellular component (GO): plasma membrane; cell cortex of cell tip
Source: RefSeq, a predicted model, not a curated record
AUGCUUCCACAAAGGCCCUUCCUAAAGCUCACCACGUCUAUAUCCACCCUUUCCAAAGAGGAGAAGGCACUUUUCAGCUUGCGGUUGUUGAGCUCACUUGGCGCCGUCGUAUUAAUUGCGUUGCUGUUGAUAGGCCCAGUUGUUGUGAAAUCUUUUUACAUCACGAGGGUAAACUGUUCCCACUUGGAAGUCUCCAAAGGGCUUUACAACUCGUUGAAGAACUCAGUUGGUGUCUCCUCAUCUUCAUUGGACAUUGGAGGAGGCGACUAUGUGACCAUGGGAUCAAGAUUGACAAGCAGUGACAUCCAACUAUUAGCUGAUUACGCAGAGCAGCAAGUUGGUCAAGCUCCGCAAUAUUGUUUAACAUCACUUUGGCGCUUUUGCUCAGGGUUCUACGACACGUACUUGGUAAACGGAACAGAUGGUGAAGAGAUAAUCAAACAGAGAAAUAAAAGGUUGACUUGUAUCACCAACAAGGGGAUUGCAUUUGACUAUCGUACACAGCUCUUGUCGAUAGGACUUCAAUCCAUUUUAGCUUACGCGUAUCAAACCCGUCUUGUCAAAGAUCCAACAUAUGAAAAGCACAUCACCGAGAGAGAGAACAGGUUCAAAUUGGCCAUUAACGCAAUGAUAUUUACCCUCUGCGCACAAGUGGUCUUGUUGUUAGCUUUGGUGGUAAUUUACUCAAAUCGAGGUCCCACAAAAGACCUAAGUCGAAUCCCAGGUAUAGUAUUGCACGUUAUAUCCGUGUUCUCUGUGAUGGGCUUUUGCAGUUCCAUUAUUGAGCUGGCACUAAUAACAAACUUGAUCAAUCUCACAACAAGCGAAGUCAAGUCUAAAUUGGGUGAUUUCGGUGUGAGUUUUGCUUCAGGACCUGCGUGGAUGGCAUUCAUGUGGCUUUCGACGGCGUGCUGUACCCUCGCAAUGGCAAGCUGGGCUUUACCAAUGUGGUGUGCAAACCCUCCUGACGAGUACAAACACAGUCUUGACGACUCUCUUUUGAUAAAUUUAGAUAGACACGUAGAUUAA